AUGCGAGGGGCAUCGUUGCAGUACGCCUUCACUUUCUUGUCUGUGGUGGUACUGGUGAUCGCCACGAUAGGGGCCGCUGCUCAAGGCACGAGCUCACAAGGUCGACGGCGAGACGUAGCGCUCAUCGAAAAGUCGAAGCGCAAGUCACAUGUCUCGCGGGAUGUCCCAUUGACCGACGCGACGCUCCGAGUGUUGUAUCAAAACGAUUUGGAUUGGCAAAGAGCAGCGAGCGGCAAUCGUCAAGCGGCAUACAUCUCGCUAACAAGCAGCAAAUUUUCUUUGGCGGAUGCGACAACUGCGUGUUCCGCCUUGUCCGAACAGCUUGCUACCGUCACGACUACGGCGUCCAAGGGAGGCAAACUCAGAGUAUCCGAUGCGGGUCUGCAAUCGCAGUUGAACUAUCUGUUGUACACCAAGCAAGCGGCAUCUGGAGAUGCUUGGUGGACCGCCAAUGGCAAUCGACUGCGCAUCAACGCAGCGGACGAUGUGACGCUCGUCGCAAACAUUACGCGAACCAACAGGUACUUUUCUCUCUGCACGCAACGAGCACCAUGGAACUUUGCCAAUGGAACGGAUACGAGCGUGCAGUGGCAAGUGACGGCCAACGGUGAUGCAGCGAGCUGGACCGGGUGAGUCUGCCAUGCUCAGGAAAGCCGCGGGAACUGCGUUCAUUGCUGAUCGACACGCUUCACGUCUCUGCCGACAGCUAUCGCGAUGCCAAGUCGUUUCGCUUCCAGACGCUUCCCUUCGCUAGUGCUCAGCGCUUUUCCAGCUCUACUCCCCUGAUCCCUAGCGGUGCAUAUCGAGCACUUGAUCCGAGCAGGGACAAACAAUGUCCGCAGACCAGCGGCACAGACAAGACCUGGGCAGAAGAUUGCCUCUUCACUAGCAUCUACACACCCGUCAUUCCCAGCCUCUCGCAACGUCGAUCCAAGACGGGCCUCAGACCCAUCAUGGUGUGGAUAUACGGCGGUGGCUUCUCCUCCGGAAGCGGUCAAGACUUCACCUUUGACGCGGGCGACUUUGCCAGUAGGAAUGACGUCGUCGUCGUCACGGUGAGUGGCGGGCGUGGAAAAGCCGCGACAAGGCCAUGCGCGCUGACCGCUUGACACGCAUUAAUGCACUGCGUCGCGACACGCCAGCCUAACUAUCGUCUCGGAUCGUUAGGUUGGCUCUCCAUCGAUGACAGAGCCAAGGGCAACUACGGCAUUUCCGACAUUAUCUCCGUCUUGCAGUGGAUCCAACGCAACAUCGCAGUCUUUGGAGGAGACGCCUCGCGAGUGACGAUCGCAGGACAAAGUGCAGGCGCUCAAAUUGUCAACCUGCUCUUGUCUUCUCCCGCUGCAAAGGGUCUCUUCAGAGGCGCCAUUGUGCAAUCUUCCAGACCCUCGGAUGCGGCCAACACUCUUCAAGCGGCAAGUACCUCCAGCUCAUCCAAUGCGCUCGCCGCUAGCGUCAUUGCCAAGCUGGGAUGUGGAGAUGCCUCGGACAAGCUCGUGUGCCUGAGAGGCUUGUCGCCAGAUCGCUUCCUCCAGACGUCUCAGUUCAGUCGGCCCGUCGUGGACGGUGCGCUGGUGCGCACAAAUCGAUUGGACGUGACGGGCAAGAAUGGUGGUAUCACGAAUGCCGUGCCGACCAUCAUCGGAUUCAUGCGGGACGAGAUGGCUGCGCUCGGAUAUUACCCGCCAGCCUCUCAGACGAACCUUUCGGAGGCGCUCAAGAGCGCAGGUAUUGCCCAAGCGGACAUUUCCACCGUCGUUGCCAACCCCGAAAACGCCUUUCCGGACACGGGUGUGCGAGACACGACUGUGCGCGUGCAGAGCUUGAUCAGCGGAAUAGCUCGAUGCGGUCAGGAAUCCACCAUUGCUGCUGCUGCGCGCAACAACGCGCUCCCGGCCAUCUACGCCUACGUGCAAGAUCAGCGAAGUCUUCAGAUUCCAAAUUACGAUCCAAAUGCCGUUUGUCAAGCCAAGGGAGGCAGUGCCAGUUCUGGCUACUACUAUUGUCACAGUGGAGACCUGCUCACAGUAUUCGGCACGUACGGUUCGGCCUUUGGAAUCUCACCGCGGGACAAUUUGGACAUUACCUACGUCAAUCUGCAGAUGGACAUGUGGGGCGCAUUCGUCAGGAAUGCGGAUCCUAACCUCAAAGCUGGAUACUUGAGCGCCAGAGGAGCAGCCUACGCCACUUCCCUAUCCGCCAUUGCCUCCUUGCCUUCAGGCUGGCAAGGCACUACCGCGUCAAAUUUGGCACUGCUCAGCUUCGGUCCGCGUCCAGUCAUGACCAAGCUGGGAAGCGGCCAAGUGGGCAAACAGUGUCGCGUGCUGGGCAGACCGCUCGAUUAUGUCCAGAACGGCGGAACCCCUAGCAAUGCGGGAAGCAGUGGCAGUGCACGGACCGCUGGCAGCCCCGACACAAAUUCCAAUGCUGCAGCUGCCGGCACUUCCUCCUCCGAAAUGCCCAACCCCUCAAGCUCCCCCUGCAUUGGAGCUUUCUGCUUCGACUUAUUCUGA
This is a messenger RNA of Ceraceosorus bombacis, 2513 nucleotides long. The record is from the annotation of a GenBank genome assembly. Lineage: Eukaryota; Fungi; Basidiomycota; Exobasidiomycetes; Ceraceosorales; Ceraceosoraceae.